AGUUGAUGACGUUUUAUGUUUUGUAGGUUAUGUGUAGGCAUAUGUUGUAUUGAAUGUAAACGAAAUUAUACACUGUAAAUAAUAAUAAACUAACUUCUAAAUGUGUAAUAAAUAAUCAUGCGAAAUGGCUAGCGAUGAUGGAAACACUGCUAUAAAUAAUGACCAAGUCGAGUGGGUGCCUCUUACUUUAACUUUAGUAGAAUAUCCAAAAGGAGAUAUUAUCGGGAAAUUUUUAGCUCUAAUAAGUUUAGCUCCUUUUGGAAUUGGUUCAGGAUUCAUAGCAUUGAUCCUAUUUAGAAGGGAUUUGCACACAAUAACUUUUUUUUUGGGGACGUUAUUAUCCGAACUUUUAAAUUACAUUUUGAAGCAUAUAAUAUGCGAAGCUAGGCCAAUCCGAAGGGAUAUAAUUUAUGUAGAAUACGGUAUGCCUUCAUCUCAUGCACAAUACGUAUGGUUUUUUGCAACAUAUGUUAUAUAUUUCGUUUAUAUAAGAUUGCAACAUAUGAAUAAUAAUACCAUAAUACAGAGUCUAUCCAAAUUUUUAAUACUCUUUUCAACUUUGUCAAUGGCUAUUUUAGUGAGCAUAAGUCGAAUAUAUUUGGAAUAUCACACUGUGUCACAGGUACUUUACGGAGCUUUAUUGGGCUUUUUAUUCGCAACUUUUUGGUUUGCUUUCACUUAUUUGGUAUUAGCUCCACUCUUCCCCCAAAUAGUGUCUUGGAGUAUAUCAGAAUUGUUAUUAUUAAGGGAUACAACACUUAUUCCGAAUGUUUUAUGGUUUGAAUACACCAACACGAGAAAAGAGGUACACGCUAGAAGUCGAAAAUUAGUUAGUAUGAAGUCCCAAUGACAUAUAAUUUGGGACAAUAGUCUCGGUUUAUUUUAUUACUGUCCCGUAACGUUUUUGAAAUUAUUCGGAUGGUUUAAGAAGUGGAAAUGAGCAGCUUAUUCGAUGACUGCUAUUUAGACAAAAAAUAUAAGCUAUUUGUGUUAGGGUUUAAUAAGUCGUAGACGUUGGUUUUUGAGCUUCGUUAAAGUAGUUUUCAAGAGACUGAUGUACAAAAAAAUUAGGUUUAUAUGUAAACGGCUUUAGCCGAAAAGUUUGUACUGUCGUUAAAGUGUAUUUAUGCGUGGUGUUAUUGUAUGAAAAUGAAUACUUUGCAGAUAAAUCGAACCCUGUCGAUAUUUUCCUUCAUCUUGUAAUAAACGUGCAGUUAAAAUGUA
Molecule: messenger RNA, 1224 nt
Organism: Diorhabda carinulata
Lineage: Eukaryota; Metazoa; Arthropoda; Insecta; Coleoptera; Chrysomelidae
Product: dolichyldiphosphatase 1-like
Exons: 5
Coding region: 125-850 (241 amino acids)
Biological process (GO): lipid biosynthetic process; protein N-linked glycosylation
Cellular component (GO): intracellular membrane-bounded organelle; endoplasmic reticulum membrane
Molecular function (GO): dolichyldiphosphatase activity
Source: RefSeq, a predicted model, not a curated record